UCAUUCCUUUGCACGAUAAUGGAUAAGUUCAAAGGUCAACCUCGUCUCCCUAAGUUCGCCGUCCCAAAACGAUACGAUCUCCGUCUCAUUCCCGAUCUCAUCGUCUGUACUUUCACCGGAACAGUCUCCAUCGACGUAGAUAUUGUCGCAGAUACUCGCUUCAUCGUUCUCAACGCAGCUGAUAUCUCAGUCAAUGAUGAUUCCGUCUCCUUCACGCCUCUUACCUCCUCUAAGGCCCUUGCAGCUUCCAAAGUUGUCCUGUUUGAGGAGGAUGAGAUUCUGGUGCUCGAAUUUACCGAGAUUCUUCCCCAUGGAGUUGGAGUUCUACAACUUGGGUUCAGUGGUAUACUCAAUGACAAACUGAAGGGAUUUUACAAAAGUACCUAUGAACAUAACGGUGAGAAGAAGAAUAUGGCAGUUACUCAGUUUGAACCAGCUGAUGCUAGGAAAUGCUUCCCAUGCUGGGAUGAACCUGCUUGCAAGGCUACCUUCAAGAUCACACUAGAGGUACCGGCUGAAUUAGUGGCUCUCUCUAAUAUGCCCAUCGUGGACGAGAAAGUUGAUGGGAAUGUGAAGGUUGUAUCUUAUCAAGAGUCACCAAUUAUGUCUACAUAUUUGGUAGCGAUUGUUGUCGGUUUGUUUGACUACGUGGAAGAUCAUACAUCCGAUGGGAUCAAAGUGAGAGUGUACUGUCAAGUGGGCAAAGCUGACCAAGGGAAAUUUGCAUUGCAUGUUGGUGCAAAAACUUUGGAUCUGUUCAAAGAGUACUUUGCUGUGCCAUAUCCUCUUCCCAAAAUGGAUAUGAUUGCGAUACCGGAUUUUGCUGCUGGAGCUAUGGAGAAUUAUGGUUUAGUAACAUACCGUGAAACUGUUCUUCUCUAUGAUGAGCAACAUUCAGCAGCUUCUAACAAACAGAGAGUUGCAAUUGUAGUUGCCCAUGAACUGGCCCACCAGUGGUUUGGUAAUCUUGUCACUAUGGAGUGGUGGACUCAUCUAUGGCUGAAUGAGGGUUUUGCUACUUGGGUCAGCUACUUGGCUAUUGAUAGUUUGUUCCCUGAAUGGAAAAUUUGGACUCAGUUUCUAGACGAAUCUACUGAUGGUCUAAGGCUAGAUGGGCUUGAGGAGUCUCACCCCAUAGAGGUGGAGGUUAAUCACGUUGCUGAAAUUGACGAAAUAUUUGACGCAAUAAGCUACAUGAAGGGUGCAUCUGUCAUCCGCAUGCUACAAAGCUAUCUUGGUGCUGAAGUUUUUCAGAAGUCGCUUGCUGCAUACGUAAAAAAUCACGCUUACUCAAACGCAAAGACAGAAGACCUCUGGUCUGCUUUGGAAGCAGAAUCAGGAGAACCUGUGAACAAGCUCAUGAGUUUUUGGACAAAACAAACAGGAUAUCCUGUUGUCUCAGCCAAAAUCACAGAUGGAAAAUUGGAACUUGAGCAGUCUCGUUUCCUGUCAAGCGGUUCUCCUGUGGAAGGACAAUGGAUAGUGCCUGUAACUUUGUGCUGUGGUUCAUAUGACAUGCGCAAAAACUUCUUGUUGGAAUCCAAAUCUGGAGUAUAUGAUCUAAAGGAGUUAUUGGGCUCCUCCAUCGGUGAUGGUAGUGGUACGUGGAUAAAAAUCAAUGUCGAUCAGGCUGGAUUCUACAGGGUGAAAUAUGAUGACACCCUUGCCGCUGGACUCAGAAAGGCAACAGAGAACCAAAGCUUGACCUCUAUUGAUAGAUAUGGUAUUUUGGAUGAUUCUUUCGCACUUUCUAUGGCUCGUCAGCAAUCUUUGGCUUCUUUGCUCACUUUGAUUAGUGCUUACAAGAAGGAACUUGACUAUACUGUGAUGUCAAACCUCAUUGUUAUAAGCUACAAACUUGUGAAGAUUGCAGCAGAUGCAAAUCUAGAACUGAUGUCUGAGAUUAAACAACUUUUCGUUGGUGUUUUCCAAUUUGCUGCAGGGAAACUAGGUUGGGACCCAAAACAAGGGGAGAGCCAUCUAGAUGCUAUGCUGAGAGGGGAAGUUCUAACUGCACUUGCUGUGUUUGGGCAUGAUGAGACACGGAAGGAAGCAACUCGGAGAUUUGAUGCAUUCUUAGCUGAUAGGAACACUUCACUUCUGCCUCCUGACCUUAGAAGAGCUGCUUAUGUUGCUGUAAUGCAGAGAGCCAACAAGUCAGACAAGUCUGGUUAUGAGUCUCUUCUGAGAGUUUAUAGGGAAACAGAAAUGAGCGAGGAGAAAACAAGAAUCCUAGGUUCUUUAGCAUGUUGCCCUGACCCCAGUAUAGUUCAAGAUGUUCUUAACUUUGUAUUGUCUGAUGAGGUCCGUAAUCAAGAUGCACUUUAUGGGCUCUACGGUGUAAGUUGGGAAGGACGUGAAGGAGCCUGGAAAUGGCUACAGGAGAAGUGGGAGUACGUUGAGGAGACAUGGGGUUCUGGAUUUCUCAUAACACGCUUCAUAAGUGCAGUUGUAUCACCGUUUGCGUCGUUUGAGAAAGCGAAAGAAGUGGAGGAGUUUUUUGCAAUGAGAUCAAAGCCUUCGAUGGCAAGAACCUUGAAGCAGAGCAUUGAAAGGGUUCAUAUUAAUGCUAAUUGGGUGGAGAGUAUCAGGAAGGAAGACAAUCUCACUCAGCUAGUUGCUCACCUCUCUUCAAACUAAAAGUUUUUACUCUUUUAAUGUUGGGUUAUCUCCCUGAGUUAACUAAAAAACAUGUUUGCGCUAUGCAAACCUUUUUGUUGUUUCUUCUUCUCAACACAGAAUCUGAAGUUUCUUUCAAACUUUGAAUUUGCCAUCAACAAAGUUUCCCUUCUCUAUGUACAGUUUUAAGGAUG
Messenger RNA from Brassica oleracea var. oleracea, 2813 nucleotides. RefSeq names its product aminopeptidase M1-like. The record is from RefSeq and is a predicted model, not a curated record. The coding region runs from base 19 to 2640 and encodes 873 amino acids. Gene Ontology annotation, cellular component: cytoplasm. Gene Ontology annotation, molecular function: metalloaminopeptidase activity; zinc ion binding; peptide binding. The transcript is spliced from 18 exons. Gene Ontology annotation, biological process: peptide catabolic process; proteolysis. NCBI's taxonomy places the organism in Eukaryota, Viridiplantae, Streptophyta, Magnoliopsida, Brassicales, Brassicaceae.